CGGAGAGGCCCGGCCGGGAUGCUCCUCGGCGGCGCCCAGAGACCAUGGCCCUCCGGAGGCCGCCGCCACCACCGCCGCCGCACGACAACGGGAGGCGAGAUACCAGUACUUGUUCCCGGAAGGUCUCCUGGCAACUUGCAGCAAAAGAAGAAGAAGAUAUACAAUAUAUAAUGCCAUGGGACUUUCCCCAGGAUACACACCCUUCACUCGCCCUGCUUUGCAGCCUCCUUUUUGUCUGGCUAGAAUGUGCUGUUAAACUUUGAUUGAGAGGGUUAGUCAUAGAAAAAAAUUACUGUACAAAAGCAAAUUUUGGAUUUUUUGCUGCAACUACAUUUGCCUCUGGCUCCACCUACCAAUGAUGUGCUGCCCUAGAAGCAAUGUGGCCCUCAUAAGGAAAAAUAUCCCACACCUAACUGAAUCAUUCCCUUUAGACAGAUAAGUUUUUAGCCACCCUCCUGCAUGUAUGCAAUCCAUUUCACUGUUGCCUGUGCCACUGAGGGGCUUCUUUGGGGGGAGAAAUAGCACUUUAUUCCACUCAUACUUACUCACUGAAGUCGUGUGUGUACAAAACAGAGUUGUCUCGGCUACUGCCGUCCUUGGGAACCAGAGCACUGAGGACCUUCCAUUCCACUGUAAUGACACCUGUACAAAUUAGCAAUAAGGAGGAGAGAGUGAAAGAGAAAGAAACCAGGGUCAACUUUUAUUUAGACCAGGCAUCCCCAAACUGCGGCCCUCCAGGUGUUUUGGCCUACAACUCCCAGGAUCCCUGGCUAAGAAGACCAGUGGUCAGGGAUGAUGGGAAUUGUAGUCCAAAACAUCUGGAGGGCCAAAGUUUGGGGAUGUCUGAUUUAGACUGUGAGUCAAGUAGAGAUCUUCCUCCUGUUUUCUCGUCUUGCUUAUUUUGGGAUGAUUUCUGUCAAGUGGCAUGUAGCUUUCCAAGUUCCAGCAUUGUGUUCUGUAGAAACUGAGCACUCAUGAAAUUUCCUGCCAAAACAACCUUCUGCAUGUAGCUGGAAACGCAAGAGAGUUACACAUUGCAUACCAAAGUUUUUAAGGCACUGUUGCAAACUGCAGGGGGUUGUGUAAUUUUUUUUGGGGGGGGUGAGGGUUUUUGGUGUCCUCCUUUUGGGUCAUUUGUUGUCUUGCAAAACUAUCCAGAGUGACAAGUUGCCUUGCCAAGUUAGAGCCCUUCAAAUCAGCUCCCAUCUGAAUUCUAAGAGUGGGUGUUAAGGAUGCAAAUUGCACAAAGAGUGUCUUAUGAAAGAGGCUUUUAAAUGCAAACUGGUCAUGCUUCCACAUAUUUGGCUCCCUGGGGAUGUUGUUGAUCCCCACCCCCCACUGCCAAGCACUUUCCUUCUUGCACUGGAGAAGUAUAUGAACAUAAAACAAAGCAGCUGAUGAUCACCAGCUUUUUCUGGUGGCUUAGAUCCAGAUGUGUAGCAGUGUUCACAAUGAAACUGCAAAAGGUUUCGAUCUUUGGGAGCUUGUUGUAUUGUGCCCAAUGCAUUUAGCUUGCUGCUUUGCAUAACAGUCAGAUAUCCUUAAAAGGUUAUACUGGAUCAUGUGCUUGCUUUCUGCUUGCCUUAUUACUGCUGGCAGCCCAGCCAGAUGGGUGGGGUAUAAAUAUUAUUAUUAUUAUUAUUAUUAUUACCCUUUGUAUUAAAAAUAAAUUGGCUAGUUUUUAGCAACAGUCAAGUACCAAGUGCUACUGAUGCAAGUGUUGCUUAGUUUGUGAUUCAUUGGAAUGAGGUUACGUGUCUGUGUUGGUGUGAAUAAAGCUUUCUGUGAUACAACACUUUCUGAUGUGAUUCUGUUGAGAUGGAGAGUGUCACAGUGACUGACGGCCAGAUCUUUUGAGUGUGCAAUACCAAACUGUGUACAGUACUAAACAGAAAGGAAAAAAGUGUCCUGUGUGGCACUUUAGCAGUUCUGUCUUUCAGAGCAUUAAGUUAAGGAUGCCAUAAUGAAACAGCAGAGUGCCAAGUCACUCCUGCAAAGAGGUCACAAAGUUACUAGCCUGCAACAUUUGUAUUGGCCCAUCUGAUGUUUGUUGUGUCACCAUUGCCUUUCAGUCAGCUAUUUGGUUUCUUCUUAAACCAGUUCAUUAACUACACUGCAGAAAACACCCUGCUGAUUUGGUGGCUUGGCAAGUGUGAUCUAGCGCCCCACUUUCCCCAAAUUGUAAAUACUGUCGCAUUUUGAGGCCACAAUCAUUAGCAGGCGAAACUGCUGUUAAGGCUAGUUUGAAUUUUUGUUUCUCUUGCAGACUGUGAUUCCAAGAAAAAAAGGAAAGAAGCAGAGAUCUACCAGGCCCUGAGCAGUGAGCCUGUGGAUAUUGCUGCACUCAGGCGCAUGGCUAUCAGCGAAGGGGGGCUUCUGAUGGAUGAGAUCCGCUGCAGGGUGUGGCCAAAGCUGCUUAAUGUGAACACAGAGGACCUGCCACCUCCGCCAGGUGAGGAACUCCGGGAGGACAACAAAGAUUACCAGCAAGUGUUGCUGGAUGUGAGGCGAUCCCUCCGACGCUUUCCUCCAGGGAUGCCAGAUGAGCAGAGGGAGGGGCUGCAGGAAGAGCUGAUUGACAGCAUCCUGCAGGUCUUGCAGCGCAACACACAGCUUCACUACUACCAAGGCUACCACGACAUCGUGGUCACGUUUCUGCUUGUGGUUGGAGAGAGACUGGCAACAGCCCUCGUGGAAAAGCUUUCAACCCAUCACCUCAGGGAUUUUAUGGACCCGACAAUGGACAACACCAAGCACAUCUUAAACUACCUGAUGCCCAUUAUAGAUCAGGUGAACCCAGAAUUGCACGACUUCAUGCAGAGAGCUGAAGUGGGGACCAUUUUUGCCCUCAGCUGGCUGAUCACCUGGUUUGGGCACGUGCUGUCUGACUUCAGACAUGUCGUGCGGUUGUAUGACUUCUUCCUGGCAUGUCACCCGCUAAUGCCAAUCUACUUUGCAGCAGUGAUCGUGCUCCAUCGCGCACCGGAGGUUCUCGCCUGCGAGUGUGACAUGGCCUCCGUCCACCAUCUUUUAUCGCAGAUCCCACAAGACCUUCCGUACGAAACCCUGAUCAGUCGAGCUGGAGACCUCUUCGUUCAGUUUCCACCGUCGGAACUCGCCCGGGAGGCUGCUCAGCAGCAAGCCGAAAGGACGGCUGCUUCCACCUUCAAAGACUUUGAGCUGGCUUCAGCCCAGCAGCGGCCAGACACAGUUCUCCGGCAGCGCUUCAGAGAGCGGCUCCGUGUGGAGGAGCGGGCAAAGUUGCUCUUGGCAACAAAACCAAGGACCAACCGCUUUGUCAAGCUGGCAGUCAUGGGGCUGACGGUGGCACUGGGCGCGGCAGCUUUGGCUGUGGUGAAGAGCGCGCUCGAGUGGGCACCCAAAUUCGAACUCCAGAUAUUCCCCUGAGAGUCGAGGAGGAAGUUCCCCGCUUACCAUGUCCUGCUUGGCACGCCAGGCAUAGGCAGCCAUGUCUGCAGAAGGCAAAUUGGGUUUUUGAAGCACCUGCUCUCUUUCCUGCCCCCCCUCCUGCAACCUGCCUUACUAAUUCAAGCCACCCAGGCCUGGACCCGCAGUCAUCCUGUUCUCACCUCCUCUUCUUCGUUGUCCUUCCUGAGCAUCCAGAGCCUCUGGGGAACCUCUUCCUUUCGGAACAAGGGAAGUGGCUGCCUUGGCUGCUACAAGGCUAAAGAACCUCAAUUUUUGCUGUGCUUCCUGCCCUGUUCAUGGGCCUGUAGCCUGCGUAGCGCUUGAGCAGAAGUUCCAUUCUUCCCUUCGGGUGUUUGGCAAAAUGGGAAAGAAAGAAACAGAAGAAUAUUUUCAGGGACGGUGCUGGUUGCUUCUGCAAUAUUAACUGAGAUGGGGUGAGGGGAGAUGAGUCUGGGCCCAACCGUUCAGAGGUGUCCUCCCCUCCUUUUCCUCUCACCUAUUUAGUUGCCUGCAUUCCUAGAUGUGGAACUGAAGAGGCAGUUUCUGACAAGUCAAAACACUGGGAAUGUGCUUGUUUUUGCUUUUGAGGUCUACAGCAGAUUGGCUCACAUUAUCUCUCCCGACUGCAAGCCUAUGAACAUGUUUAGUCUGGAGACCAAGUAGCUGUCACCCAGCCACUCACAGCACAGCUAUUUCUCUCAGCCAGGCCAGAGUAGGAAAUUCUGCAUCUGAUGCAUGAGGAGCUACUCCUUGGAACGUGGUCCAUUAGGGCUUUCAGAGUUUUUUCUGUUGCUACCACCUUGCAAAAUCAAUAGCAGCAGUUUCCGUUAAUGAGGUAAGGGAAAGAUCUUCCUGUUGUGAAAUUCCGCCCUGCUGCAGGACCAACGUAGUUGAUGGGACGAGAAAAGUGCUUUUAAAGAUCUGAGCCACUAACAGAAAUAGACGUUUUGUCAUGCAUGAAGGGUUUUCCAGAAACUGUCCAUUAAAUCCAAAGUCCCAGGCACUCCAUAGAUAAACCCCCAUGCACCUCUACCUCCUUCCUCUGCUAAUAAACCCUCACAAGUGUCCUUACCUAAUUUACACAGCUGAGUCCCUUUUCCCUGAUGGCAAUUAUGUAUUCAUUCACCUGUAAAACUCCCUUCUCAGUCGGCCAAGCAUUACUAUGGAGGGCGAAGGAAAGUCAAAACCAACUGCUUGGUCAGACUGGCAGCCCUGAGGCUGAUGGCAAUGCCGCGUUCACCAGCUUUGUUGCAUUUGAGCGGACAGCAGAGCACUUGGGACCUGUGGCCUUUUGUUAUCUGCUGCGAUGAACUCAUUCCAACAGCGACGGAAGCCCAAGUUGCUCCCUCUACCCUGGAAGAUGAGCAGGCUUGGCCAUUCAAAAAGAGCAGCUCCCAGAGGGGACGCCACAGUGUUUGGAGCCGUUAACGACAUAGUAGAAAGGCCUAGAGCUAACCAAUGCAUGCAUUUGUUUUGCUUUUAAGAGUGCUGGAUUCUGCUGUGCAUUGGAAUUUGCAGUCGCAGGGGGAAAAGGGGGCAGAAAAACAGAGAGGCCUCCCCUCCCCCGUUUCGCCUGCUGGGGAGUCGUCUUCUCACCAAGCCGAGAACUGACCCUGGAAGGACAGACACAUUGCUGCCUCUGUAUUUGGAUUGUGCUUCCUGCAACCAAGUCAUUCAGCUGUUGGUGUCUUUUGGGGGGAGCUUUUCUUCUCCGGUGGAGCAGUUCAGCCGUUCAGCUUUGGUGGGAGGCAGAUCAACCUGCCACCCGUUGGUUGUGGGCCUUGUGGUAUCAGGAAGCCAUGGGCAUGGGGAUACCAGCAUGUCCCAUGAGCAGCAGUGAAAAGCAGGGAGGUGAAAGUGUCACCUUAGUCCCAGUAGCCAAUGCAGUGCUCUCCAGAUGUUAAACUACAGCUCCCAUCAUGCCCUGAAGAAGUUGGGAGCGCAACACCUGAAAUAUCCACAUUGGCUACACCUUUCUCAGGCGGCCACAGUGUGGAUCGCAGCGUGCCUCUGGAAGAGCAGGGGCUUGAAUGAUUGACACCUGCCGCUUUUUGUUACCGGAUGGCGUGAAGCAUUAUUUUACUAAGCACUUUAUGAAAAUCAAGGCUAAGAGAGGAAGGAGGCCUGCCUGUCCCUUGUGGGUUUUCUUUUUGCCUUAGCAGAAACCUGUUUCCUAGCAGUUCAGACACUUGCCAUUUGAGGUGUGUAUGAGACCUGUGGAAGGUGCACCUGCAGCCUGAACUAGGCCGGAUGCAGUCUUGGCCUGAAGCUCUUCCAUGUUACUCGGGCAGCAGAAUGCAGAAAAAGGUUUAAGGCAGGCACCCUCUUCUUCCCUCUGCUCCUUGUGGCAGUGAUGGGCUGACUUCUGGUUUAAUAAAAUGGAAGAGUCAUUUCCUCUCCCUCUCACAUGAUCGACCACCAGAUAUAGAUAUGUAUUAAAAACCCCAAAUUUUAGUAGGUCUGGAAUCUGCGGAAAUGAAACUUCAUGCAGCAGUGGCAAGGGGGAGCUUUGUUUCAUGAUCAGCAUUCGCCAGCUUUUUAAGCUGAAAGCACACAAAACUAGCUUAUACAAUUGGCAGGAUUCGCUAGUAAAGUGAGAAUGCAGCACUUCAGCGUAUGCAGCUCUCAUAUGCGAGGUGAUAUUCUCUGUGUGUUGAAAACUAGCUUGUCAGGGGAAAGGGUUCAGCCUAGUUUCUCCCCCCCCCCAAAAAAGUGCUAUUUUUCUGCCUGUGGGGAAGACAUCACCACCACCCGAAGCCUGGAGUGAUAACUGUUAGGCAAAGCUUUGCCACUUGAUUUAGCUGAAAGUAUAAACUGACCCUUAUUACCAAGAGGGAAGAGCAGGACAAGAGAGCGCAAACUCUUUGCUCUCCAUUGUCUGCAACGACGGGAGAAACUCCUGCACCAAGAAUAAACCACAUGGAAGACCAUCAUGUAUGUGAAGCCGUGCGGGGUGGGACUAACAAGUUUCAUAGGCCUUUUAUCUCCAUCCUUUUAGCUGUGCAGAGACGAGAGUUAAGCCCCAGGCUGUCUCUCCCUCCACUCUGCAUUGCUGCAGGCUGGUGAAUUUGACAGCCAUGUAACUCAGCCUUUGUGCCUCCUGCAAAGUCGCUGACUCUGCUUGCGGUAACUGUUUGAACUCCUACCGAAGCAGGUGGCCACCAUGAAUGCAUUGGGUGACACGCUAUACAGUUUUGCCAGGUUCCCUAAAGCAGAUCAUCCCUUGGACUUUGGGGACUGAACCAUUGCUGUAGCCUGCCUGCUAACACUAGAAAAUUACUGAGCAGCCCGUUGCAUUUUGCAACUAGCCAGGCUUUGUAGGGUGGCCUGCUGGUCUACGCAGUUGCAGACCAGUAGCAAACCCUGGUGGUUUAAGUGACACCCAGCUGAGCCACUUUGCAUAGCUGCCUUUGGUGGUGCUCAUUCGCAACUCCUGCAGGCCUCCCUGUUGCCAGCCCACAAUAGAUAUGGCAACAGAUGUGUCAAAAGGGGGAGCACUUUCUGAAGGGAAGAGACAGCUGGAAGAAGAAACAGCUGCUGCUGUUACAAGCUGGAACGCCAGACGUCCUGGGUCAAAAUCAUGGCCAGGGAGAUGCCCACCAACUCUAAGCCAACUUCCAUGGGGAAAUCGGUUAUUUCGUCCCUUGUGCAUAAGUGUUCUCUGAUGAAGUUGCUACUCUGUAUAAAGAUUAUACAUAUGUAUGUAAAAUGCAGAUUUGUACAAGGCUUGUAAUUGUGUAAAAAUAAAAAACCCAACUACCAAAUAAACACUAUACCCACUUACUAAA
Zootoca vivipara (common lizard) is the source of this 7217-nucleotide messenger RNA. The record is from RefSeq and is a predicted model, not a curated record. NCBI's taxonomy places the organism in Eukaryota, Metazoa, Chordata, Lepidosauria, Squamata, Lacertidae.